Messenger RNA from Dama dama (fallow deer), 2455 nucleotides. It is a transcript of the gene IL10RB, whose product is annotated as interleukin 10 receptor subunit beta. The record is from RefSeq and is a predicted model, not a curated record. The transcript is spliced from 7 exons. The coding region runs from base 128 to 1084 and encodes 318 amino acids. Gene Ontology annotation, molecular function: protein binding; interleukin-10 receptor activity. NCBI's taxonomy places the organism in Eukaryota, Metazoa, Chordata, Mammalia, Artiodactyla, Cervidae.
CCUCGGAGCCGGCAGGCUGGCGCUCGUACGUGGGACCCCGGCGUAGGGGGUGGGGGGUGUGCCCCGGUGCCCGGCGGCUGUCCGCGGGGCUCCCCCCCGAGCGCCCUCCUGGGCUCCCGGCGCGACCAUGGCGCGCAGCCUCCGGAGCUGGCUGGGCGGCUGCCUCCUGAUAUCAGCAUUAGGAAUGGUGCCACCUCCUGAAAAUGUCAGAAUGAAUUCAGUUAAUUUCAAAAAUAUUCUACUGUGGGAGUCACCUGCUUUUCCCAAGGGGAAUCUGACGUUCACAGCUCAGUACCAAAGUUACAGGAAAUUCCAAGAUACAUGCACGAGUAUUUUGUUGACGGAAUGCGAUUUCUCAAGUCUUUCCAAGUAUGGUGACCACACCUUGAGAGUCAGGGCUGAAUUUGCUGAUGAGAGUUCAGACUGGAUAAACAUCACCUUCUGUCCUGUGGAUGACACCAUUAUCGGACCUCCCAGAAUGCAAGUAGAAGCACUUGCUAAUUCUUUACAUAUGCGUUUCUUUGCCCCAAGAAUAGAGAAUGAACCUGAACCAUGGACCAUGAGGAACAUUUAUAACUCAUGGACUUAUCAUGUGCGGUAUUGGAAAAAUGGCUCUGAUGAAAAGUUUUCAAUUUCUGGUCAGUAUGACUUCGAGUUCCUCCGAAAUCUUGAGUCACAGACAACUUACUGUGUUCAAGUUCGAGGGUUUCUUCCUGAUCGGAACAAAGCUGGAGAAUGGAGUGAGCCUGUCUGUGAGCAAACAACCAUUGACGAAACCACCCCAUCCUGGAUCGUGGCCAGUGGCGUCCUGGUGGCCUCUGUGUGCGCCGCUGUCCUGCUGCUGCUCGGCUGCUUCUUCCUGCUGCGGUGCAGUUACAGGAAGGCCAGGCACGCCUUCCCCCCGAGGAAUUCUCUUCCGCAGCACCUGAAAGAGUUUAUGAGCCACCCUCAUCACAGCACUCUUCUCUUAUUCUCCUUCCCACCGUCUGAUGAGAGUGAAGUCUUUGACAAGCUGAGCGCCAUCACGGAAGUGUCUGAAAGCUGCAGGCCGAACCCUGGGGCCGGCUGCGGUCUCGGGACCUGACGUGGGCAGGGGUCCUUCCAGUGGUGUCCGAGGAGGGAGCACACUCAGCCGGGCGCAGUGACCCCCUUCUUGUCCUGGCUGCCCCCGAGGGCAGUCAGAGCAGCCAGCCAGCGCGGGCCGAGACCACCUGAGUAAACCCAGAUGGAGAAACACAGACGCCGGGACAGCGUCCACACCACCAAGGAGCUGGACUCUACAUGCUCAUGUGGCAAAAGCUUGGGAACGUGCCACUUUUUAAAGGCCUUAAUGAUUAAACAAAAAAAGCUGGCCACUGUGAUUUCCCUGAUAGCCCGUCCCAGUGGUUAAAAGACCUCACUUUCAAUGCAGGGGGCACAGGUUCCAUCCUCAGCUGAAGAACUAAGAUCCCACAUAUCACAUGAUGUGGCCAGAAAAAAAAAGUUGAGGUUGGCCACUGGAGGUAUGAUUCUCAGUCUUGUGUAUUCACUAAUAUAAAAAGGUUUUAGGGAAUUCCCCAGCAGGUCCAGUGGUUAGGACUCCACACUUUCACAGCCGAGGGCCGAGGUUCAGUCCCUGGUCAGGGAACUCAGGCCUCACAAGCCAUGUGGCCAAAAAACAAAACCACCAAAAAAAAAAGUUUUGAAUGGUUAGAAACAAAAAUGUAUAAAAUGAGGAAGAAAGACCAAGACACUGUGGAAUCUGACGGGAGAAAUGGUGUCGACUCGGAAGUCGGUGCCACCAAGCUCUGUACAGAGUACAGACUCUGGAUUCUCAGGGACACCUGGACCGGGUUUAUUCUUCUAUGCGGACACGUUUCGUAUAACGCUGGUGCUCAGUUAAAGCGUCACUCUCUGUUUGGUCCAUGCGCGUUAAUGACACUCCCGUCCGUGUGACUGUUGGAGUGAGCCAGUUCUCAUGUGCUGUCUUUGCUGUUCACUCAGUCAGUGGCUAUUCCUCAGUCCCUGCUUGGCGGUCAGCCAGGGACUGUGCCAGGCCCAGGGGCCAAACAGCAACUGGGAAGCUUCAGAAAAGAGAAGACCCUCAAGCUUUGAAUUCCAGGCUUCCCAGGUGGCUCAGUGGUAAAGAACCCGCCCGCCAAUGCCAGAGACACAGGUUCGAUCCCUGGGUCAGGAAGAUGCCUUGGAGGAGAAAAUGGCAACCCACUCCAGUAUUCUUGCCUGGAGAAUCCCAUGGAGAGGGGAGCCUGGCAGGCUAUAGUCCAUGGGAUCACAAAGAGUCAGACAGAAUUGAGCAGCUGAGCACGCACGCAUGGGCUUUGAAUUCCACCUCGGACGCUUAACAGGUCAUCUGUACAUGAGGAUGAGAAAACCUAAGGGUUAGUGACCCUCGGUGAAAAAUGCCCACCCCGGUGCCAGCACAUAGCAGUCACUCAAUAAAUGGCGGCUCAUCUUA